AUGUCCUUGGAGUCCAGUGGGAUGUAUCUUUCUCCAGAUGAGAGUUAUAACGAAACUAUGGAACUCGCUCUAUUGCAUGGUGGCAUAGGCAUAUAUACCGGCAUCUUUUUCGUCACGCUGUGGAAUAUAUCAAAUCUCAGUCCAUCAGACCAGCCUCGAUGUGCACUUAAUCGUUCUAUACCCUUUGCAGAAACGUUUGAUUUUCUUCGCUGGGGUGCACAGAUUGAAAGGCUCAGUGUAGGAAUUGGUGCUACCGUCGUUAUAAGCACUGUAAUUGCAGACUGCGCCAUGAUUUGGCGUUGCUGGAUGGUUUGGGGACGACGUUGGCUCGUCGUUCCAUUUCCGAUCCUUUGUCUUGCUUCUGGACUGAGUUUCAAAAUCUUUGAUAUCACCGGAGAUUCCCCCUCCUGGGAUCCAUUCGACAAUCCCGUAGUGAUUUACAUAUCCUGCAUUAUUGCUACGACUCUAUGGUGCACCGUUCUCAUUGUUCUUCGGACCCUAAUCGUGAUACGGGCACAAAGAAGAGAGGGUGGUGGGCUUGGAGAGUAUCGCCAUGUCAUUGAAGUCUUCAUUGAGUCCUCGGCUCUCUACACUCUGACUUUGAUCAUAUACAUCAUCUUGAAAGCGAUUUAUAACUGGACGAGCGGUUACUUUGACAUUCUUGCUGAAAUCACAACAGGAAUUGCUCCAACUCUUCUCGCCGGACGUGUAGCAGCAGGUCAUGCUCGUCGAGAUGAUACCUGGCAGGGCAGUAUCGUAUCGUCGCUCCGCUUCGAAGCACACCCGCAGGCCGGCUCUCAGACAACCUCCCAGGAGAGUUCCAUGGCAGACGAUAUUCUCAACAACGACCUAGAGGCUCAAACAGAACAAAUAUACGAGCUCGAGGAGAGCGGCACUGAAAAGAGGAUUGAUGGGCUAAUAAAGCGGUGA
Desarmillaria tabescens is the source of this 930-nucleotide messenger RNA. RefSeq lists its product as uncharacterized. The coding region runs from base 1 to 930 and encodes 309 amino acids. Lineage: Eukaryota; Fungi; Basidiomycota; Agaricomycetes; Agaricales; Physalacriaceae. The transcript has 7 exons. The record is from RefSeq and is a predicted model, not a curated record.